GUUACUGUGAAGAUCACGUAUAAUAGACGUCACUGUGUUUGCCAGUAAAGGGGACAACAUUUUAAGAAUAUCUGACAAAUUCAUUUAUGCUGAGCAAGACAAUGUCUGACAAGAACCAAACCUCAGACCUUCCUGAUGCACACAGAGGGCGUCUAGAGGAAAACCCGGACACUGGGCUGUUAAAUGUGAAGGAAGAGGAUGAGACAGAUGACAUGAAUAGUCAUCAGACUGAAAUACAUUGCUCCCUCCCUGCCGAUGAAGAUUACGCUGAUAUAGUGAAAGUUGAGAUAACAGAAGAUCUAUGUGUGAGGCAUCUGCUGGAAGCACCAGAUGAGGAAACCAGUGACAGCAUCAGCCCAGGUCGUAUGGAUGUGACGCCUUCAGAUGGCUCAGUAGUUGAGUACAGAGGAGAACCGUAUGUGUGUGAUCACGUGAAGACUGAGGAGGAUGAAGUUCUUAUCAAUACGGCUACAGGUGAAAAUGAUGCUAAGAUUUCAUGUAACAUGGAACAAACAGAAGAUCAGUGGCUAAGAAAUAUGCCAGAACCAUCAGAGCAGGAAAUAUGUGACAAUAUUGGUAUAGGUAAAUUCACAAACUGCAGUAAUCCUAGUCAUGAUCAGAGUGCAGAUUGUGGGAAAUAUUUUCUUAAGAGAUCACAUCUUUUCAAACAUCUAAAAAUGUAUACAGGAGGAAAAGGAUUUUCAUGUUCUGGCUGUGGGAAAUGUUUUAAUAAGAAAUCAAAUCUUAUUACCCAUCAGAAAAUUCAUACAGGGGAGAAAGCAUUUUCAUGUGCUGACUGCGGAAAAUGUUUUACUGUGAAAUCAACUCUUCUUGCGCAUCAGAAAACUCAUACAGGAGAGAAAAGUUUUUCAUGUUCUGACUGUGGGAAAUGUUUUACACAGAUAGCAAAUCUUAUUAGGCAUCAGACAAUUCAUACAGGAGAGAAAGCAUUUUCAUGUUCUGACUGUGGGAAAUGUUUUACUCUGAAACAAACUCUUAAUAGGCAUCAGAAAAUUCAUACAGGGGAGAAAGGAUUUUCAUGCUCUGACUGUGGGAAAUGCUUUACUCAGAAAUCAAAUCUUAUUAUGCAUCAGAAAAUUCAUACGGAAGAGAAAGCAUUUUCAUGUUCUGACUGUGGAAAAUGUUUUAAUAGAAAAUCAAAUCUUAUUAUGCAUCAGAAAAUUCAUACAGGAGAGAAAGCAUUUUCAUGUUCUGACUGUGGAAAAUGUUUUACUCUGAAAUCAACUCUUCUUAAGCAUCAUAAAACUCAUACAGGAGAGAAAAGAUUUUCAUGCUCUUGACUGUGGGAAAACAUAAUUUAUGUAAGAA
Molecule: messenger RNA, 1329 nt
Organism: Bombina bombina (fire-bellied toad)
Lineage: Eukaryota; Metazoa; Chordata; Amphibia; Anura; Bombinatoridae
Product: oocyte zinc finger protein XlCOF6.1-like
Exons: 6
Coding region: 87-1301 (404 amino acids)
Biological process (GO): regulation of transcription by RNA polymerase II
Molecular function (GO): RNA polymerase II cis-regulatory region sequence-specific DNA binding; DNA-binding transcription factor activity
Source: RefSeq, a predicted model, not a curated record